AUGAUUCUCUCUCAGAAAUCGCUCUUCCUGGUGAGCUUCGCCGCGUGCUCGACGCUGGUUGCUGCUGCUGGGGAUGAUCCUGCUCGACCCCGCGGAGUCGGGCCAGAAUUUGCCAAGUUCUACAAAGACGGCACCACCUUCUCGUGCAUCUCCCACCCUGCGGUCCAAAUUCCCUUUUCCGCCGUGAACGAUGAUUUCUGCGAUUGUCCGGAUGGCAGUGAUGAACCUGGGACAGCAGCGUGCGCUCACCUGUCCGGUAACUCUCCAUUGAAUGUCGCCCACCUUCCCGGCCAUUCCAACGAUGAUCUCAAGGCGGCGCUUCCGGGAUUUUACUGUAAGAACAAAGGUCAUAAGCCAUCUUAUCUGCCCUUCCAGCGGGUUAAUGACGGUAUCUGCGAUUACGAACUUUGCUGUGAUGGUAGCGACGAGUGGGCCCGUGUUGGAGGCACGAAAUGCGAGGAUAAGUGCAAGGAGAUUGGCAAGGAAUGGCGCAAAAAGGAGGAGAAGAGGCAGAAAUCUAUGACGGCGGCUCUGAAGAAGAAGCGUGAUCUACUUGUGGAUGCGGGCAGGCAGCAGAAGGAAGUCGAGGAUCAGAUCGCUGCGCUCAAGAUCGAGAUUGAGAGCAACGAGAUCAAGUUGAACAAUCUGGAGGCUGAUCUCGAGGAGGUUAAAAAGAAGGAAGCGACCAAGGUUGUGAAGGGGAAGAAAACGGGCAAAGUGAAUGUCCUUACUCAACUCGCCAAGGGCCGUGUGGAAGAACUCCGGAAUGCGUUGGUGGACGUACGUAAAGAGAGGGAUGAAAUUCGGACUCGUGUCCAGGAGCUUGAAGAUAUUUUGUCCAAGUUCAAGGUCGAGUACAACCCGAACUUUAACGACGAGGGAGUCAAGCGCGCUGUGCGCGGCUGGGAGGACUACGCUGCCCGAGGAACCGUGGAGACUGUUCUAAACAGUGCACGCGAUCGUGACUGGGAUACGAUAUCUCAAGCGGACAAUGAACAGUCGGGAAUCCACUGGGAGAAGUGGGAGAAUGAAAGUGACGAUGAACCUAGUGCCAUCUACAAACUCGCAGCCUACCUACCCCCUUCUCUUGUUUCGUUCAUAGAAAGCAAAGUUGACGUUGUAACAGCUGUCCUUGAAGAGAGCGGCAUCCUGCCUCCCAAGGAUCAAGAAUCUGAAUCUGAAUCCAAGGCAGUGACACAGGCCCGCGACGCGGUGAAGGCUGUAGAGAAGGAGAUCAAUGAUUUUAAGAACCAACUUAGGGGACAAGAGAAGGACCUUGAAACCGACUACGGCGUCGCCUCUAUCUUCCGUGCACUCAAAGGCGUUUGCGUCCAGAAGGAUGCCGGCGAGUACACUUAUGAGCACUGUUUCCUUGACCAGACGAAGCAAAUCCCCAAAAAGGGUGGUUCCACCGCGCGGAUGGGCAAGUUCGAACGCAUCUCAACCGUCAGCAUCGACGAGCUGAACGAAACCGGCGAAAUCAUCCAGGUGCCUAGGACGUCUUUGGAGUACACAAAGGGCCAAGGCUGCUGGAAUGGACCGGCUCGAUCGACAACCGUUAUCCUGGAGUGUGGCGAGAAUGAUGAGAUCUUGAAGGUCGCCGAGGAUGAAAAAUGCGUUUAUUCGAUGAGAGCUACCACGCCGGCUGUUUGCACCGGCGGGGAGGAGCCCGGAAACGUGGCUCCAAGGGCUAAGGAUGAACUGUGA
Messenger RNA from Aspergillus puulaauensis, 1707 nucleotides. Its product is annotated as putative protein kinase C substrate. The record is from RefSeq and is a predicted model, not a curated record. Gene Ontology annotation, biological process: N-glycan processing. Bases 1 to 1707 code for a protein of 568 amino acids. The transcript has 3 exons. NCBI's taxonomy places the organism in Eukaryota, Fungi, Ascomycota, Eurotiomycetes, Eurotiales, Aspergillaceae. Gene Ontology annotation, cellular component: glucosidase II complex.